This is a messenger RNA of Antechinus flavipes (yellow-footed antechinus), 570 nucleotides long. Its product is annotated as syntenin-1-like. Bases 1 to 570 code for a protein of 189 amino acids. Lineage: Eukaryota; Metazoa; Chordata; Mammalia; Dasyuromorphia; Dasyuridae. Gene Ontology annotation, biological process: positive regulation of transforming growth factor beta receptor signaling pathway. The transcript has 2 exons. Gene Ontology annotation, molecular function: syndecan binding. Gene Ontology annotation, cellular component: cytoplasm; plasma membrane. The record is from RefSeq and is a predicted model, not a curated record.
AUGGCAGAAAACUUAUUGUGCAGCAAAGGUCGAGGUGGCCUCUUUAUUCCCUCUUGGUGGGUCCCAUACUCUAACAUUAGUUCAUUGGUACUUCAGAGUUGUCUUAAUUUGCAUUUCUUCAAUUCUCCAGCAUCUUUGGUUGGUCUGAGAUUUGGUGACCAAGUUCUUCAAAUUAAUGGUGAAAAUUGUGCAGGGUGGAGCUCUGAUAAAGCUCAUAAAGUUCUCAAACAGGCUUUCGGAGAGAAGAUUACAAUGACUAUUCGGGACAGACCAUUUGAACGAACUAUUACCAUGCAUAAGGAUAGUACAGGACACGUUGGAUUCAUUUUUAAAAAUGGAAAGAUAACCUCUAUAGUGAAAGACAGUUCUGCAGCAAGAAAUGGUCUUCUCACUGAGCAUAACAUUUGUGAAAUCAAUGGUCAGAAUGUAAUUGGUCUGAAGGACUCUCAAGUUGCAGACAUACUUUCAACAUCUGGUACUGUAGUUACCAUUACAAUUAUGCCUGCUUUCAUCUUUGAACACAUAAUCAAAAGGAUGGCGUCAAGUGUUAUGAAAAAUCUAAUAGUUUAA